Molecule: messenger RNA, 3732 nt
Organism: Acanthaster planci (crown-of-thorns starfish)
Lineage: Eukaryota; Metazoa; Echinodermata; Asteroidea; Valvatida; Acanthasteridae
Gene: spryd7
Product: SPRY domain containing 7
Molecular function (GO): protein binding
Source: RefSeq, a predicted model, not a curated record
CGCUCUAAUUUUGCCAGACAAAAUGGCGGCCUGUUUUUGUUGUUUCCGGUGUUGGCCCGGUGGAGGUUUUCGAAGCGGGCAUGUACCGCUGAAAGAAAUUCCGACUGUCACAUUGGACACCUCACACAUGGGGAGCGACGUGGUCAUCGUAAAAUCAGGACGAAGAAUAUGUGGAACAGGAGGAGCCCUCGGCAAUGCCCCACUAGUCCAAGACAAGGCUUACUUUGAAAUGAAACUCCAGUCAACAGGAAACUGGGGAUUCGGUGUCGCUACCCGAAAAUGCAGUCUGAACAUCCUGCCUCUGGGGAGCAAAGCAGAGAGCUGGAUGCUGAGAUCAGAUGGUACCAUUUACCACAACGGGGAGUGUCUGAAUAAGCUGGAGGCAGAAAUUGCCGAGGGUGAUAUCAUCGGGAUCACAUUUGAUCACAUCGAGUUAAACUUUUACAAGAACGGUACUCCCCUCAAUUUGCCUAUCACAGGAAUCCGUGGGACAGUCUACCCAGCAACAUAUGUUGACGAGGGUGCAAUUCUCGAUGUGCAAUUUAGUGAGUUCUACCACACACCACCAGCUGGCUUUGACAAGGUCAUGUUUGAGCAGUCGUUAUUAUGACAUUAUUUUCAUCCCACAAGGAACUGGGCAAGCCUGUUUUGCCGUUUCGCCGCCACUGGCAUUUGCCUCUUGCCGCAACAACUCUGAUCAUGCAAUUUGCUGAGACGUACCGUAAUGCAGCUACAAACACAAAUCGGUUACGCACUGGUACAAGUUGCUUCUCACAUCCAAGCCACGGGAUGCAUGCCUUGUCCAGGAAGGAUGUCUUUUUUGCACAGCUGCCCUCAAUGCAAAGUUGUAUGCAGUGUGGAUGGUACUUUCAUGGUUCAACUUGAGAAGGUGUCUGCAGUGUUGUACAGUACGUGUAGCCGACUACUUACUCCAGUGUCAACAUCAUCAAAGUGCAUUUGCACGCAAGUUCAAAGAGCAAGUUCCGACACUAUUGAGUUUGAGAUUUCGACGUUGAGUCUGAACCAUUCCAACUCGUCCGUUUUUGAGUCAUUGUACUAUGGCAGUGUAACAUGAAUGUAUAUUUGCUUAUAGAGCCCAUGCUUCAGAACGUUGGUCGAUAGAGCCUUGAUAAAUGAAUAUUAAACACCAGCAGCACCUGAAUGAGAUUAACAACACUACACUGUGAUUGAUAAUCAGUUUUUGGAGUGCACUUUGUAGGAUUUGUCUAUGUGUUUGUUUGCAUGUACGGUGCCAUCCAGGUAUGUAGCAAUGUAAAGCAGUGUUAGUACGGUGACAUUCUGCAACCUGUCUAAAAGCUUGAUAUAAGGACACAGGUAGGUGCAAAGGGAACUUCAGGCAAAAAUAAUUAGAACUACUGUAAAUUGUUGAACUUGUGUAUCUGUACAGAUCAUAACGUAGCAUGGUUAGGAAAGGUGAAAAGUGGUCGUCUGUAGUAGUGGUGCUUAAUGUGAUGCAUAAGAAAAUAAAGUAACACAAGUGCAGGUUUUGACCUUGGUGUUUUAAGAGGCUAUGGUGAGUGAUUUUGGCAUGAAAAAUUCCCUAAUCAAUGAAAUUGGUUAGAUACGGUAUUUCUUGUUUGCAGUGCAGGUUGUGAAGACACUAGACUUGCUGGGGUCCACACAUUUUUCCCCCUUCUAAAAGGAACAGUUUUGGGGGGCUUUGUGGGGUAAUGAUUAUCCAUCACAAAAUGAAGAGGAACAGCCAAGAGAAUCAUCAAAAAUCUCAGUGGAGUAUUCACACUGUAAGGAAAAUGAACUGUGUGCGAAAGCAGAUGAGUAUCCACCCGAGGUGCACAAUGUUGAUGUGUGUACAUGUACAGUAAAUCCAAUCCAAGGGUUAUGACAGGCACUACCCACAGUAGGCUAGCAGCUUCACUUGCUAUGUGAUCUCUAGAGUGAAGCAAGCUCUUUCUGCAGGAUGCAUUAAAUUUAGGCAGUUUUGUAGAAGAAAUUUCAGAGAUGUGAGGUGCAGUGUCUUAUCUACCCACCUGUCCUUAGCAACAGCAAAACAAAUUUGGACAAGCCGUUUUUUUGCGUGUUCAAAUUUUACAAGCCCUCAUUUUUUCAUAAACCUUGAACCCUUGUGAACAAAUCCUCACUUUUUUCCCCAAUAGAUUGGGUACAGAGGAAAUACGGCCUCAAAUAGCACCUACAUGUACAGAUUUCAAUUUCAAAAAUUUACUGGGCCAGACAGUUUUGACCUUGGCCCAGGCUGUGCUUGGAAAUAAGAUAAUUGUCCCGGUUGGAUUUAAAGCCAAAUGCAGAAAGGUUUACUCCUAAUUGAACUCGGCUAAAAUAGUCUUCACACAAAAUAUACCAGUACCUUUGGAUGAGCAUACAUGUGCAUGCUGUAGGCUCUAGUCUUCUUGUUUCAGGACUGUUGCAGUACAUGUAUAUGCAUGUACAAAUUAUAUUUAAAUCAGAGGAUUGAGGACUGUUCAUAGGGUUAAUAUUUACAUGUAAUUCAUUUAGUGAAGUAGUUUGAGUAUGAGAUACAUGUGUGCUUCAAAACUGCUGUCAGGAAUGAUGUGGGAUAGUAUGAUGGUUAGAGUUUUAUUUUAUUGGGAUAAACUUUUACAAUUAGAUGACGACUGCUAUUUUGAAAAGAUGAAACUUACCUGCCAACUGGCCUCCCAUUCAAGAUUUUCUCAUGGAUAUGAAUGCCUAGGGUAAAUGGCAGUAUGACUUCACCGAAAACGCCAUCCUGCAAAGUGUCUUGAAACAAGCGUACAUCUGAAGUGGCAAUGUUAGUGUAUGUGUACAUCGUAUUUAUUGAGGGAUGCAAAGCACUUCCUUGGGGGAGGAGGGAAAAACCAAACAUGGGGGGGUGUGCCAAGUAGAAGAGUUUUGGGCCUAAAGAAAAGUGUGCAUAGUUAACGAUUAUAUGAUUAUGCCCUGUGAAUUUAUCACUGUAAUUCCUCAAAACAGAAAGUAGCCCCCGGCUCUAAUAGAGUACAUUGUAUAGUAUGUCUCAUAUGGCAAAGCAUGUCACUGGUAAGGCCAAGAAGGUCGGGGGGAGAACAUUUUGUGGAUUUUUUACCACAUUCAUGGCUUUUGCAUGCUUUUAGACAAAACAGAAAAGUCAAAUUUUAAAUCAGUAAAAAUGACAAAUUGUUCAGUAGAGACCAUGUGAAAUUACAUGUAUCACAUGGGAGGAGGCAUCUUUGCGGCAUGUGAACAUUUCUUUUGCAGAGGCCACAGAGGCACAAUUUUUACUUUGAGGGAUGAAUGUGCUGAUAGUGCUGUGUGGAAAGUACAUGUUUAUGUAGGAAGAACCUCGGUUGUAAAUAUAGUAAAUCGGUAUGCACUGGGGUUUUUUGGGUGGAAGUGUGCUACAUGGUAUAUGUAUUUAAAGAUCCAGCUUACAGAAAUACCCAUAUUAGGCAGAAUCACUGAGAUAGGAGAAAUAGAUCCCUAUUUUGUGAUUUUUUUACAAGAUGAUUUUUUACAGACAGAAAUACUCAUUUUAUUAUCCACCGCUAUAUACAUGUAGCAUGCCAGAUAUUUGUUACGAGGUUUUUGCAGAUUUAUGCAAAUUGUGUAACCUUUUGGCAACGUUGUUUUUCAUGCAUUAAAGUGGAGCACCUUAACCUUUUCUAGGGCAGUGUUGCCUUUAAAAGUUGUGUACGUGUCAAGGUAAUGUAUAAGGAAUAUAUGCCAACAGUUCAGCAUUAAAUGUUAUGCAAAGUGGACUUCGCAAGUUGGAAUCCA